CUGCACAGGCUCUAAUGAAAACACAAAAGCUCACUGUAACACAGCUAUAAAAGCCCAUUUGCAAUGAGAGAAAUUUAAAAUAGUUUGCAACAGCACAAAAUAGCUGCAGAGAAAAAAGCAGAUAGCAGUGACAAUCCCUUAUGCAACAGGCUUGUCAUCACCAUGGCUGCGGUGGAUCGAUUCUCCCUCUUGUACAGAGAAAUAAGUUACUCCUGCAGUUUCUACGUAGAAGGCCURGCUAUUGUGGGAGCUUGGUACACACUCACAAAGUGUGUGUCUCUGGCGUUGGACACUUACAGUGCGCUCAGGCUGUACGUUAUUCCAAGGCUGACUGGGGAGGUUGAUCUUGUCAAGAAGUAUGGARGAUGGGCUGUGGUCACUGGUGGCACAGAUGGCAUUGGGAAGGCUUAUGCUGAAGAACUGGCAAAGCGUGGUGUCAACAUCAUCUUAAUCAGCCGAAACAAAGAGAAGCUGGAGGCUGUAUCCAGGAGCAUAUCUGAAACCUAUAAAGUGGAAACAGAUUUAAUAGUAGCUGAUUUCAGCAAGGGUCGUGAGCUUUACCCAGCCAUUAAGGAGGCUCUGAAAGACARAGAAAUUGGUAUUUUGGUGAAUAAUGUAGGAAUGUUUUAUGACCACACAGACUAUUUUACUAAUCUGUCCGAGGAUAAGCUAUGGGACUUGAUCCAUGUAAAUAUUGCUUCCACUACCAUGAUGACGCAUAUCGUGCUGCCAGGCAUGGUAAAGAAGAAGAAAGGGGCAAUUGUGAACCUCGCUUCGUCAGUCUGUUAUCAGCCAUCACCGAUGUUGACAGUCUAUGGAGCCUCUAAAAGCUACAUGGACUAUUUCAGUAGAUCGYUACAUUAUGAAUAUGCCUCUAAAGGAAUUUUUAUUCAGAGUCUAGUGCCAUUUGUAACUAGAACAAAUYUGAUAGCAUUCAGUGACACUAUAAAAAAGAGAUCUAUCAUUCUUCCUACUGCUGAAGAAUAUGCAAGUCAAGCUGUUUCUACUCUUGGUUUAUCCAUAAGGACCACUGGUCACUGGAAGCAUGCAAUACAGCUCACACUGGCUAACUGCCUGCCUGAAUGGAUAUGGGCAUGGUUUUCACUGAAUAUGAGCAGAGCUCUACGCAAGCAAGCUUUGAGAGCCAAAGCGAAAUAGGAGUAGCUUGUUGUCCCACGUGAUGGUUCUGAUCAGUGCUCCAGAAAUGCGUAAUGAACCUUGGAGAACUUACUGUAACUUAUCCAUACCUUGUUAAACAAGCUACCUUACCUCGACAGCCAAAGUGUGGAUCCUCUCUAUAUCCUUGUAUUAAAUAGCUCCUGUGCUGCUUUCCUUUAUGACAAAA
Malurus melanocephalus (red-backed fairy wren) is the source of this 1345-nucleotide messenger RNA. It is a transcript of the gene HSDL1, whose product is annotated as hydroxysteroid dehydrogenase like 1. Gene Ontology annotation, molecular function: oxidoreductase activity. NCBI's taxonomy places the organism in Eukaryota, Metazoa, Chordata, Aves, Passeriformes, Maluridae. The record is from RefSeq and is a predicted model, not a curated record. The transcript has 5 exons. The coding region runs from base 163 to 1158 and encodes 331 amino acids.